AAUGGGUGAAUCUUCUAUAUGGGGUGUUGACAAUGCGAGUGGGAUACCUGGAUUGCACUCGUACGACUCUGAUGCAGCACUGGCUGCGGUGGAGUUGUUCGAGGGCUACGACCAGCCUCUGCUGCGCUUCGCCUACAUCAGCUGCAUGCUGUUCAUGCUCAUCGGCAUCCCUGGCAACCUCAUCACUAUCAUUGCACUGGCAAGGUGCAAGAAGGUCCGCAAUGCAACAGCCUUCUUCAUCAUCAACUUGUCCUGCUCUGACCUGCUGUUCUGCUGCUUUAUCCUGCCACUAGCUGCGUCCACAUUCUACAACAGAUCCUGGGCUCAUGGCAAAAUCCUGUGCUACAUGUUCCCGUUCGCCAGAUAUGCAUUGGUAGCCGUCUCACUGUUCACCGUCCUGGCCAUCACGAUCAACAGAUACGUGAUGAUCUCCCAUCCCCGACUCUAUCCCAAAUUGUACACAACCAGAAAUAUCUGCUUCAUAACGGCAGGCAUUUGGAUCUUCUCGUUCAGUGCGUUGUUACCCACAUGCUUCGAGGUUUGGGGCGAGUUCAGUUUGGACCCCAUCACUGGUUCCUGCACCAUCGUCCCUGAUGACAACCAAAAUUCACCAAAGAAAUUCCUUUUCAUCAUCGCUUUCAUCCUCCCGAGUCUAGCAAUUAUUUUAUGUUACGCUAGAAUAUUGUGGAUUGUUAGAAAAACCGCAAAGAAGUCACGAAACCCUCCUACGCAAAUGAAGGCUUUGAGCAUGAGUACCACGACAAUUGCAACCAGAUCUAUAGAUUUGGACAAACGCCCACCCAGGUACACAGUGCCCUCGUUUCCCAUGAACUGCUUCAUACACACAGCGGCUGAAAUAUCAAGUGAUAGUUCCACGCCAUCGGAUACAGAGAGACAGUCUGUGACCCCUCAGGACAAUACGCCUCGAUUUGGACAUGAUAAUAAAAAUUUCCGUCGAAGCUUCAUAGCCACGAUGAGGUGGACCACAAUACCUGCGAAGCCACGUCUUCCUACAAAGAAAGACAAGAAGUUACUUACUAUGAUAGUAGCUAUCAUGGUCUCAUUUUGCGUCUGUCACUUGCCUAUCACCCUUAUGAAGACAAUAUUCUUUGAAACGACGACACACUCAGUAGCACACGUGUUCGGGUAUGUACUCAUUUAUUUCACAACAUGCGCGAACCCCGUCAUUUACGUCGUCUUGUCUAAUGAAUACAGACAAGCAUACAAAAGUGUAUUUAAAUGUAAACGAUGAGAUUGUUUCUUUUUAUUCGUGUAAAUACUCAAUAGUGUUAUAUCUUAGUGCGAUAUUAACGAAAUUGAAUGCUGUUCGGCAGUGAUAAAGUCCUUAAUCGAACGGUUUAGAUCCAGACAUGAUUGUCAUAGCAGAUUACUCGUACGUACUUGUAUCAUGAGUGUGAUAUUUGGGUAUCUCUCUAAUAAAACGUAAUUGAAAAUGUACUAAUAACUAUAACGAUAAUUUAUUACAUUCCGAUUUAAAUCAACGUGUCAUGUAGCUAACGAUGCCAUAUGAAUAACUUUCAGCUGUCUAAGUCAAUACGAGUCGAUUCUAUUUGUCUAAUACGUGUAAAUAUUUAUUAACUAAGCUUUAGCAAUAAUUUGUAGCGAAGAACUUUACCUAAUAUAAUGUUAAAAGCAAUGGUAAUUACUCAGAUUUGUCGUAUACUAUUAGAUCGAAAACAUCAUAAGAAAUUGGAAAUGGGUAAACAAAUAUUUUCACAAUGACCUAAGUACUAUUAAAAAGUAUACUACAUUAUUGUUUUGAUUUCAAAAAGUUAAUCGUUAAUAUUCGAAUUAUAAAUAAAUUAUUCAACAGCAUUUAAUAUUCAUAAAUGAAUCAAUCAAAAUGCUUAUUGAAACGUAUACCAAAUAAAUUUUAAAAUGAACUGAAGCUUGUUACCUCCAUUUACCUUCGAAUAGUUUAUACAAAUCUACGAUAAUAUAACUUAAAUUAUAUUGACAUACGAUUAUACCAUUAAGAAUAAUUUCUAAGGUAUUACCAUAAAUAUAGACAUUGUUAUAUGAAAAAAACAAAAUAAAAGAGUUCUUCGGUGUAAUUAAUAAAAAAUCGGAUACCCCUUAAUUAAAGUUGACGAUUGUUUGCCUCGACCAUAAUGACGUGUUCGUACAGUAAUCGCGGUCAAAAUUCUACGUAAUGAUCAUAGAAAAUAUACCUUUUAUUUUACAACUCUACUCCAAAGGAAUAGAGUUGAAAAUGGGUUAAAUGAAUAAGGGUCUAAUGGUCCACAACUUCCUUAAUCUGCAGUUGACGUAUGAACGCGAACGGUUGUUUGCCGAAGCAAAUAAUAGUCACCUGUAUGUUGAGCGUUGUUUGUUUUAUGAUAUUUGACUUUACGCUUCAAUUACUGAAUUCGAUUGCCUACUUUCUUACUUGAAUGAUAUAAAACUUACAGAAUAAUAAAAUUUAAUGAUAGAUGAGUUUUAAUUACCGUAUCUAGUAGUAGUCUGUUUAUCAUUUGUCAUAAAAUGAACAGUGAAGGUGUUUCGUACUAGUACUAGUACAAUAUCAACGUGUGAUAUUAAUGUAAAUAAGGAGGAUGUCAAAGACAUAGGUAAUUAAAGUUUCGAUAACGAUUAAUAUUGAAUCGAAGACGGUGCUGUUUCAUUCGAUUGAUAUUGAAUAUAACAGAAUUGAAAGCGAGUUUCUCAUGAGAACAUUAUUGUAAUUAAAUCCUAGAUUAAAUACAGAGACGUUAUUUUUCAAUUUUGAGAAUAAAUUCUCUCAAAAAUGGCAGCCUUUUGCUUCGAACUCAUUCUUAGUUAAGUCAUAAAAUUAAUAUAGAUUGUAAACUAUUGUAAAACAUCGCUUUGAUUCAACAAAAAAUGUGAAGACGACCAUUCCAAAUGAUUGUCGGUUUUUGACGAAAUAUUAAAAUGUUACUAGUGUUUAGAAAUAAAUGUUUUGUAUGAUAGACUAUAUGGAAUAAUUAUAACACAUAAGUCUUAACCGAAGAUUACCCAAAGAUGUUAUACCUAAUUGUAUAUAGGAAAGUUUAUUUAGUCAAUAGACGAUUUGUACUGUAUUUAUUUGUAAUAAGAUAGCAUUUAGAAUAAACGAUGUUUCAAAUGUUUUCUUUAACGGAAUCUGGAAAUCGAUUGAGCUGAUUUUCCGUGUAUAAUCUGGACAAUGUGUUUUGUUUAUAUUAUAAUCUUUGGUAGCGAACGAAUGUAGGACAAAUAAGUUGCAAAGUUUGACAUGGGUCUGAUAGGAUAAAUUUUGUUAUAAUUUUGAAUAAGUACCACUGACUAUGUAAUACAUACAGUACAUACAUACAGUACAUACUAUGUUCUAAAGUACUGAAGCGAUAUCAAAUUUUUGACUGAGUUUGUACCAAACCUGUCACAGUAAGGCUUUAUUUAGUGUUUCAGACGACCCUUUAACAAGAACCCUCGUUUUAAGUUACCUUAAUUAAAGCAAUUAUUGGGAUUUUCGAAUUCGAAUUUCUCACGAAGUCUGGAAUGUUUUAGUGAUAGAUUAAAGCGAUGUUUCUAUUGGUUGCAGACGGUAAUAAGAUUACAGUAAAAUAAAUUAUGUGACAAUCAAAUGACAUUUGUCUAGAUUAUAUUUACAGUCAACCAUAGGUCACAGAAUAAUGUUUUAUGCCACAGUCCAAAUUCAAAAUUAUAAAUACAAUUUCUUUUUAUUUAGGCUUUUGUUUUUCGUUAUCCGUUUAAUUAAGCUUAAACUGAAUUGAAUAAGAGUGAAUUCAAAUAGACUUAUUAUGAUUAUUAUUUAUUUUAGUUAUUGUUGGGUUGAGCUGUGACAAAUUUUUUGUGAAUCUCCAUUUAAUUUAUUAAGCAACAUACUAUGUAUAUUGUACAAAAGUUGAAAUACGUAAACAGCAAAUGAAAAUAAUAAUUAUCUCGUCCAUUCUAUUUAUGACACAAAUAAAUAACACAUCGUAUCUCGCUUAGAUUCUACAUGCAAACUGGAAAAUAAAAUAUGAAAGUUGUUUUAUUAUUGUCUAUGGCUAACAGUUUUUUUUAAAUACCAUAAUAUUGUCACAGAUCAAGCAAAUUGUAUAGAAGCGUUAUGUUUAAAUACUCUUUUGUAUAAUGUGUCAAGAUGAGUGGAACACCAAGACGUAGGUACCAAAGAACCAACUCCAGGGGCCACACCCUUAAGCCAUUGUACUUACCAAAGAUCUAAUUAAAAAUAAAUUAUAAAAUAUUAC
This is a messenger RNA of Spodoptera litura, 4214 nucleotides long. RefSeq names its product G protein-coupled receptor moody-like. Lineage: Eukaryota; Metazoa; Arthropoda; Insecta; Lepidoptera; Noctuidae. The record is from RefSeq and is a predicted model, not a curated record. Gene Ontology annotation, biological process: G protein-coupled receptor signaling pathway. Gene Ontology annotation, molecular function: G protein-coupled receptor activity. Gene Ontology annotation, cellular component: membrane.